This is a messenger RNA of Acytostelium subglobosum LB1, 2976 nucleotides long. RefSeq lists its product as hypothetical. Bases 1 to 2976 code for a protein of 991 amino acids. Lineage: Eukaryota; Evosea; Eumycetozoa; Acytosteliales; Acytosteliaceae. The record is from RefSeq and is a predicted model, not a curated record. The transcript has 6 exons.
AUGAAGCUAUUCCAAAAGCUAAGAUGGAAUAAUAAUAACAAUGCUGCUGUUGAUGAUCAGUUGUCAACAUCACCAUCGACUCAACAACAACAGCAACAGCAGCAGCAACAACAGAAGAAUAAGAAACAGACAUCAAGUACAAACAAUCGAUCGACACCUACAUCAAACAAACAGAAGUCUAGCUCAUCAUCUGUGACCUCACCCACGACCAGCAACUCAUUGAAGAAGCAUCAUCAUCACCAUCACCAUCAUCAUCAUAAGAAGGGAACGACUGUACCUCAAUUCAAGAUGGUGUCUGUACAGAACUCUGACUCACUGCUAUCGAUCGCAAAGAAAUUCAAUAUGUCCGAAGAGGACUUGGUCAUUGUCAACAGACUAGCAUCGACACGCUACCUCAUUCCCGGCCAGGUCAUCGUCACCUGUCUCAACUUUAACACCAACACAAUUAUCAGACCCAUCUCAUACUCUCUCCUCAAGGACUCGUUGUCACAUAUCAGUCUGGCCAGCAGCACGAGCAGCACCAGCACCACAUUGUCCACAUCGGUCGGAUCAUUGAUAUCAUUGGCCGACUCAAACAAUGCCGUCGCCACCACCCCCAACAGCAAGGUCAUCGUUGGCGGCAUCGGCACGCCUGGCGAGCUUGAGCAUUCCAACUCAUUCCAUGAUCUACACCUGGCCCAUCAGCCACCUGUCGUCUCAAUCUCGACAGCUCAAUCAGACAACAACAACAACGCCCACAACUACAACAUCGAAUGUGCCAGACAAAGAGAGCAGAUCAAACAGAUGUUUGACAUGUUCAAACAAUCACAUGAUUCGCUGGUGGCUUUGGCAGGGGGCGACAGUGCCACCGCCACAAUGGAACAGAUCUCAUCACAUAAACUAUUCCUCCCAUCGCUCCGAGAGCGAGGCAACAAGUACCUCACCACCAGGCACGAGGAGGACUACAGGCACCAUCACGAAUACUCUGCUCACGCGCCCUCAGCAGAUACCCAACUCCUACCCGACUGUAUACUCUCAUUCAAGAAUGCCAUCUACUAUCUAGACUAUGACACUAUGCAAAUGCAACUUCAUGGAAGUAUCCAGAUCAAUGCCAAACACCUGGCAUUCGCUGCACGAUCAUCAAACUACUCAUUCAAUCGCAUUGAGGUCGCGUUGACUGAUGUGCUGUUCUGGAAGUUUGACGAGGUGUCUACAGACUUGGCAGAGAUGAACGAUAGUAUAAGCAGUGAUGAUCAUUGUAUCUUUAAGAUAUGGGUCAAGUUGUCAGAGGAAGAGGAGGACGACGAAGAUGACGACGACGACUCGACUGCCACACAGACCGAGUACGACACAGUAACCUCGGCAACGACAGACACAAAGGAUGAGGAAGAGGAGGAUGAGGAGGAGCUGGAGGAUGGUGGCGCAGGCGCCGGUGAGGUUGAGGAGAAGAUAUUCAUUAUCGACAAGACAGAGAUUGACAUGGAGCUGUGGGAGUCUAUCUUGAUCGAGAUCCUCGGCCAGCCAUUGAACCAUUACUAUCGACCUGACAGCAACAGCAACAAGACUACCUCACCAAAGGACAGUCUAUCAUUCUCAUCAGAUCUGUUGGCGCCUUUGACUCCAGCCUCGCCCCGUGGAGGCAUCAAACAGAGCACGUCAGCUCGCGAAUCAUUCGAAUCAGAACAUCCCUUGCUCACAAAGACCAGCCUCUUGCUCGAUCACCAACAGUUGCUUCCCGACACCACCGCGUCCAAGAUCAACACCAUCCGUAACAUAAAGAAGAACAAGAAGCAAGAGGCAGUAUUCAAGAGAGAGAUACAUUGUAUAUUCCAAUCUAGGAAGGUCAAGGGCACGCUGACACUGUUGCCACAUUGGAUCAUCUUCCAGGGCAACCCCGACGACAAGCAUGUGAUUCAGGAGGGCAGCAUCAGGUUCCAACUCAACUACACGAUGGACCAGGUUGUGUCAUGUACAUUGGAGACCAAGACAGCGCCAUUGUCGGCGUCUGCCGCUCAUCCACUGAGCAGCAGCACGUCACUGAGUGAGGACGAGGGUGAACUACAAUUUCAGAUUGAAGACCAUGUCAUUAGUGAUCGCGAGGGCAGUCGAGACAGCACGAGCAACAGUGAGUUCAGCCGAGACGAUCCUUCAACCAUAUCACACGUCGUCAGCAAGUCCCUUGUACACGUCACACUAAUGGUCACGCCCACAAUCGAGAAGAAGAUACACUUUGAAUGCGAGGAUGAAGUCGCGGUCAAUAUAUGCCAGCAGAUCAAUCAAUGGAUGGGCGAGGCAAAGAACAAUGUAGAGGUUUCACCAACAGGAAACACGGGAACAAUGAUCCUGGACAACAUACUUCCACUCUCCCCACUCAAGUCAGGCAGUCCAUCGACCUUUGCCAAGAUGUUGUUCAGAUGGAACAAGGGCGAUGAUGAGAGCGAGGAGGAGGACGAAGAGGACGACGAUGAUGUCGGCCCUUUCGUACCCACGUUGUUUGGAAAUUCAGCCUACAUCGAUCCAGAGGACACACUUCAUAUCAUCUCGGACCUGCCUCGCCAGCUCCAGCUUCGUGACUGGGUGCUUCUAUAUCAGACGGGCCGCGAUGGAAUCUCGAUGAACACAUUCUUCAACAAGACUGAGUCACAAGGUGCCUGUAUCAUCUUCAUGCGAGACUUUAACCACAACAUAUUCGGUGGAUUCCUCUCCGAAUCGAUCAGGAGGUCCAACACCUUUUAUGGCAGCGGCGAGUGUUUCCUCUUCAAGCUAAAGCCAGCCUACCAACCCUAUCACUGGUCCAGAGAGAAUCGUUGUUUCAUCCUUACCAGCAAUAACUUCAUAUCGAUGGGUGCUGGUAACAAUGGCAAGUAUGGACUGUGGCUUGACGACAAUUUUGAUGAAGGCACAUCUGGAAAGAGUGAGACCUUCAAUAAUGACCCAUUGUCCACGUUGGAGGAGGACUUCAAGUGUCUGGACAUGGAGAUAUGGGGCUUCGUUUAG